This is a messenger RNA of Onychostoma macrolepis, 7017 nucleotides long. It is a transcript of the gene arhgap30, whose product is annotated as titin. The record is from RefSeq and is a predicted model, not a curated record. The coding region runs from base 974 to 5626 and encodes 1550 amino acids. Gene Ontology annotation, molecular function: GTPase activator activity. The transcript is spliced from 14 exons. Gene Ontology annotation, biological process: small GTPase-mediated signal transduction. NCBI's taxonomy places the organism in Eukaryota, Metazoa, Chordata, Actinopteri, Cypriniformes, Cyprinidae.
AGACGGAUGAAGGCAAACACCACGCAGAGCUCGAGAUAAAGGCGUAUAUUAGAAAUGGAGAAUCAAGACAGAAAGUAAAAGACUCAGGAAGUCAGUGAGGGAAGUUUAGUGGUUUCUUGCGUCACAGACACUUUACACUGAAGCUUGUGCCGGUGCAGAGAGAAAGGUAAGGACUGGAGGCUUUUCUCUAUUCUUUUCUGUGUUUCUCAUCUCGAUUCUUCAUUCAGGUUCGGUUUUUAAAGAUGCCAGAUCCUACGCUCAUAGGAUGUUAUCGGCUCAUAAGGGGAAAAAGGCCUGGGUUUAUUUGAUGAUGUGAGCGUAAAGCACUCGUGGCCUUCAGAUCUGAUCAGUCAUUUCCGCAAGAGCACCAGAGAGGAACAAACUCGCCGAAAAACACAGACGAACGAGAUGCAAAACCCUUCAAAAGGUGUCGGAGGCAUCAAAACCGUAGCAGGAUUUGAAACGAUCUUCUUGGUUUCUUCUGGAAAGAUAUGAAGAGCUUGUAGAAAGCGUGAGGGUGUGGCCUUCAACUGGUGCAAAACUCAGAAAGUAAGAAGAGGAAACGCUGUGAGAUUGGCACGCGACCCAGCCCAGCGCUGACACUGAGCUCUGAUGGAGAUGUGAAGCUCUGCUGUGCUUCAUCAGACCGUAUGUCACGCUUCGGCAAACCAAGCCUUACAUGCAUUACUUUUUGUCUUAAGAUAUAUUUCAUAUCUCUGGAUAUGAUGCGUCCGUUCCAUCCAGCAGUGAUGCACGAUGUAGUUGAUGAGUGAAUGUCAGUGAAUGAGACGCUCCUGGACGAGAAUCAGGAUUAAACUCAUAUAAUACCGUCAGAUAUUCAAGAGCAGCCGUCAUGUGAGGUGGACCUUCAGUGAAUCACACAAACACUCAUUAGAUCACACACACACACACACACACACACACACACACACACAAGGCCUGGAUGUUAGAGAGCAGGUGAAGGCAAAGCAAGAUGAGGAGAGGCCGGAGAAAAGGAGGCAGUCGGGAUAAAGUGUUUGGAUGUGAUCUGCUGGAGCACCUCAGCUCCACCGGACAGGAGAUUCCUCAAGUGUUACGCAGCUGUAGUGAGUUCAUCGAGAAGCAUGGGAUCGUCGACGGGAUCUACAGACUGUCUGGAGUGUCCUCCAACACACAGAAACUACGGAGUGAGUUCGACACUGAAGGAUCUCCUGACCUGUGUAAGGACGUGUAUCUGCAGGACAUUCACUGCGUCAGCUCUGUGUGUAAGGCGUAUUUCAGAGAGCUGCCCAACCCUCUGCUCACAUACGAGCUGUACGACCGCUUCGCCGACGCAGUGGCGAUUCAGCUGGAAGACGAGCGGCUGGUGAAGAUUAGAGAGGUUCUGAAGGAUUUACCAGCUCUUCACCACAGGACUCUGGAGUAUUUGAUGCGUCAUCUGGUCAAGAUGUCCACAUUCGCCUCUCAGACCAACAUGCACGCCAGAAACCUGGCCAUCGUCUGGGCCCCAAACCUCCUCAGAUCGAAGGACAUCGAGUCGACCGGUUUUAACGGCACCGCUGCGUUCAUGGAGGUCCGGGUCCAGUCCAUCGUGGUGGAGUUUGUUCUCACUCACGUGGCCGAGCUUUUCCCUGGAACCGGAUUGAGCGUGGAGCGCCGGAAGUCCCUCCCAUCUCCCUCCAUACUGUCCGUUCCAGAGGAUCCUUUCUUCAAGUCUUUCUCGGGACUCUGUCCAGGGAACCUCAGUCCAGGAGACGGACCUCCGGCCAUGCGGCCGUACCACUCUAUUAUUGACAACACUGACAAGAGGAAGGGCUCCCUCAAAGGAAGGAAGUGGAGAUCCAUCUUUAAUUUGGGCGGGAGACUCCAAGAUCCACGCAAGAAGAACAAAUACUGUCCUAAAGAUAAAGAGAAGACGGCUCUGAGGCCGGCGAAGAGCAUGGACUCUCUGAGCUCAGGUCCUUAUGCAGUAGACGAUUCCAAACAUCCUUCAGCUCAUCUUCCUCUGGUUCUGUCCACGGCGUCGGGCAGCUCAGAGGGCGUGGCUUCUGCCGGAGGGGGUGUGUCCAGCGGAUACGCCGUCACUUAUAGGCGAACGGGCGGAGCUCAGGUCAGCAUGGUGAGCGGAGGAACCCCGGGCACUUAUAACCGUCUGGAGUCUGGGGGCGGAGCCGAGGGGGCGGAGCUGAGGGGUGUGGCCAGAUCGCCCGGAAUGACCAGCAAAGCAGACCGGCGCGCCGGGAUACACAUAUCAGGGCCAUUUUCAGUGACCGUCCCACUUCAUAUAACAUCUGGACUGGCUCUGGGUGUCCUGCACGGCGGCUGGAACGAUAAGGAACAACCCCUGCAAGGAGACGAAGCAGAAGAUGAGGACAUUAAGAGCACAGAAACAGAGACGGAGUCCACAGAUGGAAAUCCACAGAGCAAAAAUGAUGAUGUUCAAGAGAGGGAAAGAGAAGCCAAUAGUUCUGUGAAAAGCCAGUUGGAUUGUGGGAAGGAUAUGGCAGAGAUUACAAGAAAGGAGAACGACAUGCCAGAAAAAGGAGACUCACCGUGUGGCAAAGAAGCAGAGAAAGAAAAUCUGAGCCAGAAUCAAGAGUCUAUGAAGGAAAAUGUAAAAGACACACAACCACAAACCAAAGUGGAAACCACAGAAGAGGAUUACAUGGACAUGAGAGGAAACCUCCGUCAGCAACCCCUCAGUCCGCACUACGAGGACAUGGAGUUUCCAGACCCGGAUCUGCCACUGGAUUUCCAGGAAGCUUUUGGGUUCUUGGAUUCGAUGGACAGCUGUGUUGGAAACCAGGUUGAGUUUUCAGUCGAGGCGCCUUUUUUUGAGAAUGAAUACGAGGAAGAGGAGGAUGAAAUCAAGGACAAUCAGGCCAUUUCCGGUCCGUCGCUAAACUGCACUAAUGACUAUCAAACACCUGCAGCCAAAAGCAGCAGCCCAUCCUUCACACACAGGCCUCUUCCUGGAAAAUCACACAGCCUGCCGUAUAAGUCCCGCCCCUUCCUGCCGGCUCUGUCAUUAUCCUCAGAUGACGAAUACAGCCCUGCUGAUGAUGAUGAGUCUGAUAAAGGAUCUGAAUAUGAGGACAUGUUUUGUCAGAGUCUCCCAGCCGGUCGGGCUUAUCAGGGACUGUCUUGGUUGAGUUCACAAACCACCUCUGGUUCGUCUACUAGCAGCAAUGUAGAUCUUCACACUAGUAACCAAUCAAACGCACUUCCUCCAGAGAACAAUAAUGAUGCGCAAUCCCUCGACCAAUCAGAAGACGUGAUUCCUGCAGCUUCUGUAUUGAUCGACAGUAGUGAACCCGCUUUUGAGCCACUGCUUAGUGAAGAACAUCUCAGUUCAGAUGCAUUGAAGACAGAUGAAGUGCGUAUGGAUGAAAAGAAGAAUGAAGAGAGACAUUCAAAGGAUGUGGAGAAUGAUAAACACACACUGAUUGGAGAAGAUAAUCCAGAGAGCGAAGCCAGUGAAGAAGACACUUAUUUUGGACCGGACUCGAUUCCUUCUUCACCAGAACCCGACCAAACUGAGACUAACAGCACCAGUGUUCCUGAGCCCAUCCCAGCACUGUCUCCAGCCGAAGAUGCUCAUCAGGUGCUGGAUGCUGACGGUUACCACGGUAACAGUGAGGUACCAAUCACCGCUGAGCUCACGGAUGCAGACCGCGUCUCGCUGGCUCCUCUGGAGGAACAAACACAGAUUAUCAACGAAACAAAGACUGAAGAGGGUCAAACGGAGGAGGAUGAGAAGAGCGAAGAAACUAUGAAAGUUGUGAGGAAUAUGGAGGAAAAUGAAGGAGAAGAGUGUGAGAACAACAACAAAACAGAUACAGGUGAAGGAAAGUGUGAAGAUGUUGAGGAAGAUGCAAAAGCUGGAUCUGUAGAAGAAUGUAGUGAUGGGAAUGAAGAACAAAAACAAGUGAACAGGACUGAAAGAAAAGAAGAUUUGGAUGAAAAUAGUGGAGAUUGUGAGGAAAAUGCAAAAGGAGGACCUGAAGAAGAAGCCAAAAGACAAGAUUUAGAGAAAAACAGUGGAGAAUGUGAAGAAGGAGAUGAAGAACAUGCAAAAGAAGAAGAACAAGAGGCUAAAAGACAAGAAGAUUUAGAGGGAAAUGGUGGAGAAUCUGAGAAGGUAGAUGAGGAACAUACAAAAGAACGAGAACAAGACAAAAACGAAGCUGAAAGACAAGAAGAUUUAGUAGAAAAUAGUGGAGAUUGUGAAGAAAAUGCAAAAGAUGGAUCUAAAGAAGAAGCCAAAAUACAAGAUUUAGAGAAAAAAAGUGGAGAAUGUGAAGAAACACACGAGGAACAUUCAAAAGAAGGAGACCAAGACAAAAACGAAGCUGAAAGACAAGAAGAUUUAGCAGAAAAUAGUGGAAAAUGUGAGGAAAAUGCAGAAGAUGGAUCUAAAGACGAAGCUAAAAAACAAGAUUUAGAGAAAAACAGUGGAGAACGUGAAGAAAUACACGAGGAACAUGCAAAAGAAGGAGAACAAGAGGCUAAAAGACAAGAUGAUUUAAAGGAGAAUAAUGGAGAAUCUGAGAAGGUAGAUGAGGAACAUACAAAAGAAGAAGAAAAAGAGGCUAAAAGACAAGAAGAUUUAGAGGAAAAUAGUGGAGAUUGUGAGGAAAAUGCAAAAGAUGGAUCUAAAGAUGAAGCUAAAAAACAAGAUUUAAAGAAAAACAGUGGAGAAUGUGAAGAAAUACACGAGGAACAUGCAAAAGAAGGAGAACAAGAAGAUAAAAAAUUUAAAGAAAAUAAUGGAGAAUCUGAGAAUGUAGAUGAGGAACAUUCAAAGGAAGGAGACCAAGACAAAAACGAAGCUGAAAGACAAGAAGAUUUAGCAGAAAAUAGUGGAAAAUGUGAGGAAAAUGCAGAAGAUGGAUCUAAAGACGAAGCUAAAAAACAAGAUUUAGAGAAAAACAGUGAAGAACGUGAAGAAAUACACGAGGAACAUGCAAAAGAAGGAGAACAAGACAAAAACAAAGCUGAAAGACAAGAAGAUUUAAAGGAAAGCAGCGAAGGAAACUCUGAGGACGACGUGAGCGUAAAAACAGAAAGUUCUGUUGAGGGAAAUCUUUCUGCUGAUGAUCUGGAAAAGUCCACAUUCGUGCAGCGACCAGACGAGAUUCAACACGAACAAACUGAAAGCAAAGAGACAGAAGAAGAGACGUCCGAUCAGAUCUCAGCGGCACCUUGCAAACGAUCUCCACGCAAAGCUGCGAAUCCGACGAAAGCGGUUCCUGUCGUCCCUCCCAAACCUCAGAACUCCAAACUCACGGCGUUCACGCUCAGAAAACAGCUUCAGCACAGACAGCACGACGAUAAAGGAGCGCAAACCGACCAAGAACACGCAACGGAAACUAAAACGGCGCUCAGAGACGUGGACGAAAGCGCAGAGAACGGGACGAAGCUGGACACCGAGGGUCCCAGAGAGAGACGAGGGACGUGGGACAGUGAGGCGGAUCGCUGGAGAGACGCGGAAAGAGAAGCCAAGAGGAACAGCGGCAUCAGCAUGUGUUUCGAUGAAGCUGUGGCUCGAGCCACGGAGAAGAGGAGCAGAGAGAAAGAAAGCACAGAGAGACUCUCCGGAGCGCAGUGGGACAGAGAGAGCUGGAAAGACGGGAAAACUGACUGACGUGUAAAAUAUUAUGUGCAAAGUAAAGGGUUCAAAUUUUCUUUCAAUAUACUCAUUUUCACAAGAUAAAUAUAUAUAUAUAUAUAUAUAUAUAUAUACACACACUAUAUUGGCAAAAGUAUUGGCACCCCCUUCUAAUGAACAGGUUUGACUACUUUAGUAAUUUAGUAUGCUUAAUGUUUAAGCAUAUAAUGGUAUUCUUGGGAAUUGUGUGCUUCUAAUUUUAUAUAGCAACAGAUUGGACAGGAGCCUUUUCUAUUCUAACAUGAUAAUGUGAAUAAGGCAAGGUUCAAAAAGAAAUGAUUGAUUGAGUCAGUGUGGAAGAACUUGACUGGUCUGCAGAAACCUUUAAGAGCCAAAAACUCAUCACCAAACACCAAUGACUUGUACAUUGACUAUAUGGACAAAAGUAUUGGCACCCCUUCUUUAGAACAGAAAAGGGCACUUCCAAAACUGUGACAACAAAGAUGGAAACAAUUCAUGUGUUAAAAAAUUGUAUUUCCAUCUCUGUUGCAACAGUUUUGGAAGUGUCUGAAAUGACGGUACCCAUAUGUGCAAGUCGUUGGUGUUUGGUGAUGAGUUUUUGACUCAAGGUCUGCAUCUGAAGUCACACCAGAGGUGUUCAGCUGGGAUUCUGCAGACCGGUCAAGUUCUUCCACACUGACUCAAUCAAUCAUUUCUUUUUGAACCUUGCCUUAUACACAGAGUAGAAAAGGGUCCUGUCCAAACUGUUGCUAUAAAAUUAGAAGCACACAAUUCCCUAGAAUAUUUUUAUAUGUUUAAACAUUAAGAUUUGUACUCAUGGAAAUUACUAAAGUAGUCAACCCUGUUCAUUAGAAGGGGGUGACCCAAUACUUUUGGCAAUAUAGUGUAUAUAUAUAUAUAUUGGGGUUGUAUAGUGGAGAAGUGCAUCUCAAAUCAUUGAAUAAAUAUUUUUAUCAUUUAUAUCUUAAUAUUCAUACAAAAUAAAAUGGUUGUUUACAACUCAGCCACUCUAUAAAUAUAAACUAGUUUCAAACGAACACAUUCAUAUUCAGACUGGUUUAAUGCUUUAAUCAUUGUGUUGCAUUGCGCAUGCAUUCAGAAACUCAGGAACAAAUGCAUAAGAAGCCAAACACAUCUGCUUAAUUGAGACAAAAAGACAAUCUGUAUAUGAUGUUUCAUGUACUUUAAUCUCUGUAUACAUUUCUGAACAUUCUAUGCAUUUCAUUUUAAUAAAUUAGUAUUUUCAUUAUAAAUAUCUCUGUGUAUAUAUGGUGUACGCUUUUGCUGUUUUCACUUAAUUAAAACUCUUAUUCCCCAGAUAUAUAUGUCAAGCACUCAGGAUUUCAACAAACCCACUUUAUUUUUAACAUUAGAGCCAUUUGCGAAAAAAUGCUUUUCUUACUUUG